Molecule: messenger RNA, 699 nt
Organism: Perkinsus marinus ATCC 50983
Lineage: Eukaryota; Perkinsozoa; Perkinsida; Perkinsidae
Exons: 1
Coding region: 1-699 (232 amino acids)
Molecular function (GO): hydrolase activity, acting on acid anhydrides
Source: RefSeq, a predicted model, not a curated record
AUGGACCGAAGAUACUUCGAGAUAGAAGUCCCUAACCGGUUGACUAUUUCCGACACUGUCACUCAAGCUGCUUUACUCCCUGAAAGCAGCAUUCUCAGUGCCUUCCACUGCGAAGCGGCGGCUGCUUUAGGAGAGGAGUGCUUAUCAGCUGCCAAAGUUUUCAGUACUUUCGCAGAUGUUGCUCAUACCGAUCCUAUAUGUUAUCUGGGAACCUGGUCUAAUCGGAUGGCCAACAUUGCCAAAUGCUUGGCUGAUAUCGAGGAAUUGUCCUUCCAGCAGGUGGUUGAGUUCUGCUCGGCUCCGGUAGAUCCUAACGAUCCUAUAGUGCUCAGCGGGUUGAGAACCUUCGCCCAGUCCCUAGUAGCAACGAAUCAAGUCCCCCUCCCUGAUAAUAUGGUAUUUGAUGCCCAAACCCCGACAACGGUGUCCGCAGUGUUCCAUCUAGAAAGGAUAUGUCAAAUAUACGAUCUUUAUCUAUGGUUGGCACGAAGAAGCAACCCCUUGGUGUAUAGAUCCGAGAAGGAAGCGCGCGAGGCUCGAGCGGAGGUCGUGGAGGCGAUUACGAAUGCUAUCAGAGGCCAAUUGGAGAUCGAUUCAUCCGAAGACGUAGUCGCCCGGGUUGCCGAACAGUUGAUGGAUGAUGAUCUUCCUGGGAGUCGACGUAAGAUCAGAAGCAUCGAGCUUGGGUCGGUGUCAUGA